Botrytis fragariae is the source of this 1023-nucleotide messenger RNA. RefSeq lists its product as uncharacterized. The coding region runs from base 1 to 1023 and encodes 340 amino acids. NCBI's taxonomy places the organism in Eukaryota, Fungi, Ascomycota, Leotiomycetes, Helotiales, Sclerotiniaceae. The record is from RefSeq and is a predicted model, not a curated record. The transcript has a single exon.
AUGAAGAAAGCAUACGCCCUCGCUAAAACCGUGCACCAUAGUAUCAAGCGUCCAUUUAAGAAAUUCACGAAUGAUGUUGUAGAAAUAUGGAUCCAAGAGGGUUUGUUACGCUGGGAGCGACGUCGCAUACCGUGUGAAGUUGACGAGUCGAUUUUGGAUAAGAGGACUCUUGAAACUAGGGAUGAGAAAGGAAGACUCUCAAAAUACGCAGAGGAGAUGAUUAGGGCGGGGGAGGACGAGAAUGGAGAGGGUGGGGAUGAUGACUCUCCAUCUUCAUUCUCGUCCUCACUUGCCUCCUCCUCCCCAUCUCAACGCUCCCUCGGCCGCUCAACGCGCGAAUCUCACCGCCGCCUCUCUCGAGCCCGGACAACCCACCACCCCCCCUCAAGCACCGACAGCUGGGCCCAAAAAUACUCUCCCAAACCCCCCAAACGCUUCUCCAUCUCCGUCUCCCUUUCCGCAAAUUCAAGUUCAAAUCCCCGACCCAAAUCUUCAUCUCACUCUCGUUCUCAUCCUCGCUCUCGCGCUCCCCCCUCUCCCCACCACGGCCAGUCCUCCGACUACGAUUCCGGAAUCGGCAUGUCCGAAGACGAUUUCAACCCCCACGAUGACGACGAUGCGCAAUCAAAUAUAUCCAAAUCAUCCAUCAACCCCGGCUCAUCCAUCUCGCAUUCCGAUCGUGCCUAUUCUUCUUCCCACUCCUCCCAUCGCGCCCACCCCAAAAAGGAUGUCUCGCCCCCUAUCUCCGUCGUCGAGGACCAGCUCGAACGAGAAGAGGCGAUCCGUCGUCGCAUCUUUGCAAAUAAGAAAGCUGAGUACAUGAAUUCUUCUUCAUCUUCUUCAUCUUCUUCUCAUCACCCCCCUCCUUCUUCUUCUUCAGGUUCAGGCUCACAAUCCCGAUCACGAGCACAAUCACGAAGAAGUCAAACCCCCACCCAAGCAUCCCACAUACCGCGUUCUAAUAACCCGUUUCGACUUUCGGUUGCGGGAGAGGCGAAGCCAGAUCCGUGGGUUGGGCGAUGA